GCCGGAUAACUAUCCCUUGACAACCUCAAGAGAGUCUUUGCAUUCACUUGACAACUUGAAACGAGACGAGGAGGACGUGUGUUAGUCGGUGUUAAAAAUUACAAUAUUGUAUGUGUUGUAGUGACAAUUAACUGACAACAAUGUUUAAAAACACAUUUCAAAGUGGCUUUUUGUCAAUACUCUACAGUAUUGGAAGCAAACCGCUGCAGAUAUGGGAUAAAAAGGUUCGAAAUGGCCACAUCAAACGUAUCACAGAUAAUGAUAUUCAGUCACUAGUGUUAGAAAUUGUUGGAACAAAUGUUAGCACAACAUAUAUAACGUGCCCUGCAGAUCCAAAGAAAACUCUUGGCAUCAAGUUGCCAUUCUUAGUGAUGAUCAUCAAGAACUUGAAAAAAUACUUCACAUUUGAAGUUCAGGUAUUAGAUGACAAGAAUGUUCGACGACGAUUCCGAGCUAGCAACUACCAGAGUACAACCAGAGUGAAACCGUUCAUCUGUACUAUGCCCAUGAGAUUGGACGAUGGCUGGAACCAGAUUCAGUUCAACUUGUCAGAUUUCACCAGAAGAGCGUACGGAACAAACUACAUUGAGACUCUUAGAGUACAGAUUCAUGCAAACUGCCGUAUCCGCCGAGUGUAUUUCUCAGACAGACUAUAUUCAGAAGACGAAUUACCUGCAGAAUUCAAGCUUUAUUUACCAGUACAAAACAAGAAAUAACCACAUCAUUGACAGAUAUCAUUAUAAACAUUGUACAUACUUUUGGAAAUCUCUACUCAAGGAAAAUGUAGAAAAUAUUUAAAUUAACAAGCAAACAAUUUUAAAUGAAAAUAAAUACUUUCUAAUGUCA
Molecule: messenger RNA, 846 nt
Organism: Dreissena polymorpha
Lineage: Eukaryota; Metazoa; Mollusca; Bivalvia; Myida; Dreissenidae
Product: cilia- and flagella-associated protein 20
Exons: 5
Coding region: 141-716 (191 amino acids)
Biological process (GO): positive regulation of cell motility; cilium assembly; regulation of cilium beat frequency involved in ciliary motility
Cellular component (GO): ciliary basal body; motile cilium
Source: RefSeq, a predicted model, not a curated record